Messenger RNA from Drosophila novamexicana, 3243 nucleotides. RefSeq names its product nuclear hormone receptor FTZ-F1 beta (gene Hr39). The record is from RefSeq and is a predicted model, not a curated record. Lineage: Eukaryota; Metazoa; Arthropoda; Insecta; Diptera; Drosophilidae. Gene Ontology annotation, cellular component: RNA polymerase II transcription regulator complex. The transcript has 7 exons. Gene Ontology annotation, molecular function: nuclear receptor activity; zinc ion binding; RNA polymerase II cis-regulatory region sequence-specific DNA binding. The coding region runs from base 296 to 2902 and encodes 868 amino acids. Gene Ontology annotation, biological process: tissue development; regulation of transcription by RNA polymerase II; hormone-mediated signaling pathway.
AAACAAUUUUUAUUGUAAACAACUAAAACAAUUUCAAAUUAAGCGAGAAAUUUAAUUCUGACAUUUGGGCAACGCGGCAACAUUUUAGGGAAUAUCCAAUACAAAUCUUAUUAGACUGAAAACAAGCACAAUUGGAAUAUUAAUUUUAAAAUUUUGAAUGAUUUACAACACAAUGGAACUGCAUCAACGACAUCUUUCAAAUUUCUACAAAUUGCACAAGUAAAUAUUAGAGUAUAUUGUGAUUCGAAUUGCAUUGGGCAAUUGCUACAGACACACGCCCACACGGAGCGCCAAGAUGCCCAACAUGUCGAGCAUAAAGACGGAGCAGAGCGCGUCACCCGGUGCCACCGGCUGCAGCUAUCAGCUGCCGGUGAACAUGUCCACAACGACAGCGGCGCCCACUGUGCGCCACAAUGUGUCCGUGACGAACAUCAAGUGCGAGGUGGAGGAGCUGCCCACGCCGAAUGGCAACCUGGUGCCGGUUAUAGCAAACUACAAUAAUCAUAAUCAUAAUCACAAUCACAAUCAUAGCGGGGGCAACAGCAGCAGCAGCCUGCGCAUACCGCUGGGCGGCGGCGGCAAGGACGAGGAUGAGUCCGACUCGGAGGCGGAGCUGGCCAACAUUGAGAAUCUGAAGGUGCGCCGACGGGCAGCCGACAAGAACGGACCGCGACCCAUGUCCUGGGAGGGUGAACUCAGCGACGCCGAGACGAACGGCGGCGAGGCGCCGGACGAGGAGCUUAUGGAAACGGAGACGGUGGUCAAGAGCGAGGCCAGCAGCGGAGCCACCAGCAUCACAUUGGCAGGCCGCCAAGUGAACGCGAUGCUGCAGCCGAUCAAAACUGAACUGGAGCACAUAGCCGGCGAGAUGCAGCAGCAGCAUCAGCAGCAGCAGCAGCUCCAGCUCCAGCUGCAACCCAUCAAGCAGCAGCAGCAGCAGCUGCUGCAGCAGAGCUUUGGGCCCAACAAGCUGAAGCUGGCGCCCACCCAAAGUGAUCCCAUCAAUCUGAAGUACGAGCCGGCGUCUGCGCUGUGCGAUCGCAGCAAGUCGAGCAGCGGCGGCCAUCUGCCGCUGUUGCCCGCCAAUCCCAGUCCCGACUCUGCCAUACAUUCCGUCUACACGCACAGCAGCCCCUCCCAAUCGCCGCUGACCUCGCGCCAUGCCCCCUACACACCAUCGCUGAGCCGUAACAACAGCGACGCCUCGCACAGCAGCUGCUAUAGCUACAGCUCCGAAUUCAGUCCGACGCACUCGCCCAUCCAGGCGCGCCAUGCGCCGCCCGCGGGUGCCGCUCUCUUUCCCGGCCAUGCCAAUGGCGGCGGCGGCGGACUGCAUCAUCAUAGCGUGCUGUAUCCGCCGCUGAAUGUGGACGCAACCGUUGCCGGACAGGAAGCGCAAAAUCUCAGCAUGGAUGGCAGCAGCAGCAGCGGAGGCGGCGGCGGCGGCGGUGCCCUGGAUGCGAUUGCCACGCUGCCGGCCUCGCCGGCGGGCAUCUCGCGGCAGCAGCUCAUCAAUUCGCCGUGCCCGAUUUGUGGCGACAAGAUCAGCGGCUUCCACUACGGCAUCUUCUCGUGCGAGUCGUGCAAGGGCUUUUUCAAGCGCACCGUACAGAAUCGCAAGAACUAUGUAUGCGUGCGCGGCGGUCCCUGCCAGGUGAGCAUCUCGACGCGCAAGAAGUGCCCCGCCUGCCGCUUCGAGAAGUGCCUGCAGAAGGGCAUGAAACUGGAGGCCAUACGCGAGGAUCGCACACGCGGCGGUCGCUCCACCUAUCAAUGCUCCUACACGCUGCCCAAUUCAAUGCUCAGCCCCCUGCUCAGUCCCGAUCAGGCCGCCGCCGUUGUCAGUCAGCAGCAGCAGCAGCAGCAACAACAGCAGCAGCAGCGUCUACAACAACACCAUCAACAACAACAACAACAACAGCAGCAGCAGCAGCAACAGCAUCAGCAGCAACAACAACAGCAUGGCCCACUCAAUGGCUUUGGCGGCGGCUCCAAUUCGCUGCCGGCGAGUCCCAGCCUCGGCGCAUCCAUCAAGACGGAGCAAACGGAGUCCCUCAAUCAUCACACGACAUCGCGAGCCUCAAGCAUUCCAGCCCUGCUACAGGAAAUCAUGGAUGUUGAACAUCUCUGGCAAUAUACUGAUACGGAACUGGCGCGCAUUAAUCAGCCGCUGUCCUCAUUUGCAUCUGGCGGCAGUUCGUCGAGCGCCGCGGGCGGUUCGAGCACCGCCGGACAGCCAGCUGGCAAUGCACAACAGAUGACCAAUCCACUGCUGGCCAGUGCUGGUCUCUCGUCCAAUGGCGAGAACGCCAAUCCCGAUCUGAUUGCCCACCUCUGCAACGUGGCGGAUCAUCGCCUCUACAAGAUCGUCAAAUGGUGCAAGAGUUUGCCGCUCUUUAAGAAUAUCUCGAUUGACGAUCAGAUCUGCCUGCUCAUCAAUUCGUGGUGUGAACUGCUGCUCUUCUCCUGCUGUUUUCGUUCCAUUGAUACGCCCGGCGAGAUCAAGAUGUCGCAGGGCCGCAAGAUUACCCUGGCGCAGGCCAAAACCAAUGGCUUACAGGCCUGCAUUGAACGCAUGUUGAAUCUGACGGAUCAUUUGCGGCGCCUGCGCGUUGAUCGUUACGAAUACGUUGCCAUGAAGGUAAUCGUGCUGCUGCAGUCCGAUACCACGGAGUUGCACGAGGCGGUCAAGGUGCGCGAGUGCCAGGAGAAGGCGCUGCAGGGCCUGCAGGCCUACACGUUGGCCCAUUAUCCCGAUACGCCGUCCAAAUUCGGGGAGCUGCUGCUGCGCAUACCCGAUCUGCAGCGCACGUGUCAGCUGGCCAAGGAGAUGCUGACGAUCAAGACGCGCGAUGGCGCAGAUUUCAAUUUGCUGAUGGAACUGCUGCGCGGAGAGCAUUGACAAAUGUUGUGGGCCAUGGAACGCUGUCGGCGCCAUUGUUGGGGUUAAGGCGGACAUAAAAGUUUUAUAUGAUUAGUAUUAGUAUGUCUAUGCGUAGCUCUAAGUGCUCUAUGUGUAAGCUCUGGAAAACAUGUGCCUAAAAGAUGAACCUACCGCCAACACAGCAACAACAACAACGACAACAUCAACAACAACAACAACUAUAACGAGCAGCAACAGCAACAAAAUUGAUAGCCUUUAAAGAGAAGAGCAUUAAAACCCAGCGCGAAAUUGCCAAAUUUUUGAAAAACAUAUAUCUGUAUAUUGUGUAUGCAAAAAUUGUUGUAUGUGCGUUUGUUGUU